Molecule: messenger RNA, 5464 nt
Organism: Columba livia (rock pigeon)
Lineage: Eukaryota; Metazoa; Chordata; Aves; Columbiformes; Columbidae
Gene: ACVR1C
Product: activin A receptor type 1C
Exons: 9
Coding region: 104-1567 (487 amino acids)
Biological process (GO): cellular response to growth factor stimulus; nervous system development; activin receptor signaling pathway
Cellular component (GO): activin receptor complex; plasma membrane
Molecular function (GO): activin receptor activity, type I; ATP binding
Source: RefSeq, a predicted model, not a curated record
CCCGCCCCGCUAUAGCUGCGGCGGGCGGAGCGCAGCGGAGCGGCAGUGCCCGAGCGCGGCGGCAGCGGAGCAGGAGCCGGAGCCGGAGCCGGCCGGGGCGGCCAUGUGGCGGGCGGCCCUGCCGCUGCUGGCCGGGCUCUCGCUGGGCACAGGGCUGAAGUGCGUGUGCCAGCUGUGCGAGCACACCAACUUCACCUGCCAGACCGAGGGCGCCUGCUGGGCCUCCGUCAUGCUGACCAACGGGCGCGAGGAGGUGGUCAAGUCCUGCGUCUCCCUGCCCGAGCUGAACGCCCAGGUCUUCUGCCACAGCUCCAAGAACAUCACCAAGACCGAGUGCUGCUACACCGACUUCUGCAACAACAUUACCCUCCGCCUGCCUAUUGCAUCGGAGUCUCCGGGCAGGGCCGGCGCGGGCCCGGCGGUGCUGGCGGUGACGGUGGCGGUGCCGCUGUGCGUGCUGGCGCUGGUGGCGGUGCUGGCGCUGCGCGGCUGGCGGCGCCGGCGUGGUGGCGGCCGCAGGGCCAAGCAGCUCAGCGUGGAGGAGCCGCUCUCCGAGUGCAACCUGGUCAGCUCGGGGAAGACGCUGAGGGAGCUCAUCCACGACAUGACGACCUCCGGCUCGGGCUCGGGUUUACCCCUGCUUGUACAGAGAACAAUUGCAAGGACAAUUGUCCUUCAGGAAAUCGUAGGAAAAGGCCGAUUUGGCGAAGUCUGGCAUGGAAAAUGGUGCGGGGAGGAUGUGGCUGUGAAAAUCUUCUCCUCCAGAGACGAACGAUCCUGGUUUCGGGAGGCAGAAAUCUAUCAGACGGUUAUGCUGAGACACGAAAACAUCCUGGGCUUUAUUGCUGCCGACAACAAGGAUAAUGGGACGUGGACUCAGCUCUGGCUUGUCUCCGAGUACCACGAGCAAGGGUCUCUGUUUGACUACCUGAACCGGGGGACGGUGACGGUGGCGGGCAUGGUGCGGCUGGCGCUGUCGGUGGCCAGCGGCCUGGCCCACCUGCACAUGGAGAUUGUCGGCACGCAAGGCAAGCCAGCGAUUGCGCACCGGGAUCUGAAAUCUAAAAACAUCCUGGUGAAGAAGAACGAGAGCUGCGCCAUCGCGGACCUGGGCCUGGCGGUGAAGCACGACUCGGUGCUGAACACCAUCGACAUCCCCCAGAACCCCCGCGUGGGGACCAGGAGGUACAUGGCUCCUGAAAUACUUGAUGAUGUGAUGAACAUGAACAUCUUUGAGUCCUUCAAGCGUGCGGACAUGUACUCCCUUGGGCUGGUGUACUGGGAGAUCGCCCGGAGGUGCUCCGUUGGAGGAAUCACCGAGGAAUACCAGCUGCCUUACUACGAUGUCGUGCCUUCUGAUCCUUCGAUAGAAGACAUGAGAAGGGUAGUUUGUGAGCAGAAGCUCAGACCAAAUAUUCCAAACCAGUGGCAAAGCUGUGAGGCGCUGCGGGUACUGGGCCGGGUGAUGCGGGAGUGCUGGCAUGGCAGCGGCGCGGCGCGGCUCACCGCCCUGCGCGUCAAGAAGACGCUCUCCCAGCUCUGCGCCCAGGAGGACGGCAAGGCCUGAGGCAGCUCCCCGCCGAGGGACGGAUCCUGCCGCUCAGCUUCUAACGUGUGAUAUCAUUUUUGGUUUUGUCUACCUCACGCACCGUGGUUCAGUGUUUAAGCGCCCGAAGCAGAGCGCUGACAUCCAGCUUCGUAUUUGGCCACUGGACGGGGCAGCUUCUGGCCGUAGUUCGUGUUCUAUACAGCAGGUCUGUGACUUGCUGGGGUUCUGUCAGUGACUUAGACUCUAGGUUAAUUGCAGAAAGGAGCUUAAGACACCACGACAGUGUAAUGAUACCUUUUGCUAUUGUGCUUUUUGUCUUAGUCCGGCCCCAGGCGUAUUUGAAGUAGCUGCUAUUGGUUAAAGCCUGUUUGCAAGAGAAACCACGUUUUACCCUCAAACCAAGUCAAAGACCCAAUUUAAUCCAGAUUUUUACAUAUUUUCAUGCAAGAAUCUGAAAACAGGCUGUCAGUAAAAUGCACUUUUAAAUGCUAUAUUUACUAAGCAAAUUUUUAAAAAAUGAAAAUUUCACUACACAUGUAUAUUGUGAACAAAAGCAUCUAGUCAAUUUUUCAUAAACUUUUAUUUUUUGUUGUCUUGAUUUAAUAUACAAUGUUAUAGUUAUGACUUGUAGUUAUCUUACUCUGUUCAUUUUUUCAUUGAACAUAUCGAUCAAGGGAAAAUUUUUAUUUUUAACAGUUGGUAGGAAAAAUAAUAGAGGCAAUACUUUUCCAUUAGAUAUGUAGGGAUGGAAUGGGAUAAAUUCUACCUAAACUGAGAAAGUAUACAUUUUUAAACAAUGGUGUCUUGCCAAUCUGUCACUGGUAACAUUUUUAGUGCCUUUUGAUGUUCUGGGGGAGCUUUAGCAAGUCAGCUCUUGGCAGGCGGCUGCCGCCCUGCAGCGGGGUUCGUUCCUGGGCGCACCGCUGUUCGCACAGCCCGGCUCGUGGGGUCGGGGCUUUGGGGACACGGGUGACCGGAGACACCGCUGCGGUGCUGCGGGUGCCAGGGUCCCCUUUGCUGUCGUCUGUCACAGCCCGGGGACCUGCUAAGAUGGCAAUUUAAAGUGCUGAUGUCCUUCUGCGGAGCCAGUACAGCCUGUCAGAGGUUCUGUAUGGAUUUCUGUAAUAGCGCCAGCUUGCUGAAAAGUAUUAACGUCUCAUCGUAUUCCCAUAACACUGCGAGCUAUAGGAAGUGGGGUGUUUUUCUCAAAACUCACUGAUGUGGUAUUUUGUGAAUUCUGCCCCACUCCACACAUUUGAAUAUGGUGUUCCAAUAUUUUUAAUAGCCAAAAUGAUACACUUCAUAAUAAUAUGAUUCUUUAAAUGUUUCUAAAUCCAGGUGUCUGUGGAAUUUAAGCCCAAAGAUGUCUCCAGAGUAGCAAAGCUUUGUAAAAUUCGAAGUAGCACAUGCAGCUCUGUGGAAAUAAGCUGUUUGCUAAUUACGGUAUUAAGAUCGAUCUUUGGCAUGAAACCUCUUGAGCUGGGGCUCUGGUGUGGAGGAAUGGGUUAAACUGUGACCGGGUGGGACGGUCAGCAGCGUCAGUGCUGCCUGUUCCAUCCCGACACACGCACUCGGGACACCGCGGACUCUUCAUGGCUGUUAAUUGUCCCAAAAAUGGGCCCUAAUGCCGUUUACCUGUUGUGUAAACCUGGUCACUCCUGCUUGUGUUACUAGCGCACGCCUGCGCGUCUGUUGGCUGCGUGGCGGAGAGCGUUGCUACUGGAUUUUCCUCCAGCAGGCUUUCUGAGAUGUAAUCAAAGUCAACUUAUAGGUUUAGUUGUUCUGCGCUUCAGCUGCACUGGGGAGCUCAGCAGAUGUGCAUUUCUAAGCAGUUGGAGGGUGGUGGUUGCAGCUGUGUGAUCCAAGGGGAGAUGCUUACUUGGGUAUCCAAAGAUGUGCAGACCUAAGAUCCAGCAUUUGUUCUUGUAGAACGUAACUUGAAAAAAAUCCUUAUGUUAAAAAGGAACAGUCAAAAAUUAUUUUUUUAAGUGGGAAAAGGAAAUGCUUUAUCAAUUGAAAUAAACUCAGUGAAUUUGCAGAGUAAGGUGUUUGAAAUCAGCGGUAGUGGAGCACAAGUGAUUUUAAACAGUGUGCUGAUUCAGGCCUGCUUCUUCAAAAGUAUUUAACCGUGCAGGUGAGAUGAACUUUUCGGAGUUCAGCGCUCGGAAGGUGCCCCAAGGGAAACGGUGUGUCCCUGCAGAGCUCCGGCCAUGGGGUGUCUGCCGCAGUCUUGAUGCGCUAACGCUCGUUACUGAAAGCUGGGUCAGCUGCCGUACGAGAUGCAGGAUGACCGAGGGACACCAUUAGCUUCUCUUACACCACUUUUAAAAUGUGAGAGUUUUUUUGCCUAAAGUGGAGGCAUUCUUCAUGGGGAGAGUGAUUGGAAUGCUCUCUAGGAAUUUUUCUUCCAUCUUAAAUUCAGUUCUAUGCACUUUUUAUCCGUAUUAUCCUUUGAAUGUAUCCAUGCCCUUGAUGUCUAUCGGAUAAUUGCUCCUGGGGCUUCUUUCCCUGUGGACUGGGUCGCACGGUGGAGGAAUUUGGCGUUGGUGCGGAAGGUCCCCCGGGUCUUUUGUUAAUUGAGAGGCAGAGGCACCUUUUAGCAAAACAGAGUUAACCAUAGCUGGGUCAAGGGGCUGAUGCUGUUGUGCUGGGCUUUGUUUGUAAACUGUGUGCUCCUUUGAAAGAAACCAACCCCCUUAUUUUAGUGGCCUUUCCACUCAGCGUGGGUUUGUCCUGCCUGGAUUUAAGAACAGAGGUUAUGCCAAGGCCGUUGCGGGUGGGUUUAGGGAGGCUGAGGUUUCUGGAGAGGUUGCUGGUGUUCCUGCUGAUCUUCAUCUAAAGCACAAGUUCUUAAGCUCGUAGAAAUUUUCAAGCUCAAGGAUGCUGCAGACCAGUCACCACAUUUAGCCUCUCGUAACUGAUGCUUCUAGUCUGGGGGAGUUACUCAUUUUUUUAAUUAGCUUCUAAUAACAACCUAGAACUUAAUGCAUGGAAAAUGAACUGAAAGGGAAAGUUAAUUAACAUUUUCUCUAGCACCUAUUUUUUGUUGUUUCCUUAACUACUCCUCCGAAAUACCCCUUGAGAAAUUCAAACUGUAAUCUCUCUUGCACUUUACUACUUUUAUAGUCAUUUGCACUUACCCAAGAUGGUUCCCUCCUGUAACGCUAUAACGACUCCCGUAAUGCUGUCGUUGUUAUGUCACUUCUAUUCUUGGCAGUACUUUCAGGAAUUAUAAAUAAAUUAGUUUAGAAGUGUGUCUAGUCCCCACAAGGGGUCUGGGCAUUGAGCAGAGAGCAUCCCGCUGGGGCCCCGUGUGCCUGCUGCUCCACCGACGCGCGGGGUCCCAGGCCGGGAGGCUUUUGGGAGAGACAUCCGUGCUCUGUUACAGGCAGCACCUUCUAUAAAUGUACGGGAAAAGAAGCAUUAAGAGGUACAAUGUAUUUCUACAGAAUAUAAGAAAUGUGCAAUAAGUUGUAACCAAAGGCUCUGAAUGUAUUUUUGGCAUAAAUAGACUGAAUGUAUUUUGAAUGUAGCUAUUACAUUUCUGUCUAAAUCUGCUGUAGUUUUCAGUCCCCAAAGAGGAAUGUGUAGUGUUUUGUUAGUCUACAAACCAGUCUCUGAGUUUUCUGUUUUUAAAAGAAGCAUUAAUGUUUUUUUCUGGAGUACUGUAAUAUUUUAGAGGUUAGUGUAGCAGUACAAUGCUAAAAUUCAUCCUUCACAUUGUGAAACACCUAAUGUAGUGUACACUGCAGCAAGUUAUUUUUAAAACUAUUGCUGAGGUUAUUGCUUGAUAUUGCAGCUGCCCUGGAUGUAAAUAAUUUGUUUAGAUGUUGUAUUUUGUAUGUGUAUUUUACAUACAGGUAUACUUUUGGAAAGAUGUGGCCAUUUUAAUAAAUGAAGCACACUCUGCCAUUG